Molecule: messenger RNA, 2340 nt
Organism: Bombus pyrosoma
Lineage: Eukaryota; Metazoa; Arthropoda; Insecta; Hymenoptera; Apidae
Gene: casp
Product: FAS-associated factor 1
Exons: 12
Coding region: 178-2052 (624 amino acids)
Cellular component (GO): nucleus; endoplasmic reticulum
Molecular function (GO): ubiquitin binding
Source: RefSeq, a predicted model, not a curated record
AAAAUGUAUAAACACUAUAUACCUAGAUGGUUCAAUGUUCGUUUCGAAUUAGAGUGAGGUUUAAGACGUCAAUGGCUUACAUUAGUUGUGCAUGUUGCUUGUAACGAUCAAAAAGUAACGAGGUAGCGUUUUGCGAUCCGCAAGUAUUUUUUAAGUGUGACAGUAAACGACGACACGAUGGCUGGGAUCCGGGAUGAGAUUUUAGCUAACUUUCAGGCAUGUACAGGAAUUGAUGAUGUUGGUGAUGCUAUUAAAUAUUUAGAAGAAUCAAAUUGGGAUUUAUUGGCGGCAGUAAAUCAAGCUAUGCUUCAUGCUACACAACAAUUACCUUCUGAAGUAAGUCCAGAUAUAGAAAUGAUAGAAGAAAUUGAAAGAAUGCCUCAGGCACAUUCAUUAUCAUCCCAAACCAAUUGUGAUCCUAAAAGUAAUUCCAAAGUAGAAGUAACAGAAAAUUCAAAACCAGGGACAAGUAAACCUAAAAGUUGCGAAAGAGAAAGAACUCUUACAUUCCAUAUUAACCAUCUUAAUAAUGAAUAUAAAAUAAAUUUGUCUGAGUUUUCAUCAUUAAAGGAUCUCAAACAGCUUAUAUGGGUACAAACAAAUGUGCCACCUUGCCAACAACGUUUGUAUGGGUGGAAAAAAGAGCCGAAAUCAGAUUAUAGAUCGUUACAAUCAUUAGAUUUACCUAAAGAAAAUACAUUGUAUAUGUCUCCUGCAACAGAAGAUGUUGAUUUAACAACUGAUAUAGUGAGUUUAUCAAAUCGAAUGACUCAAACGUAUACUUUGAACAUUAAAAAUGAAAUAAAUAAGGAAACAUAUAACUUGAAAUUUCCUGGAACCAAUACAAUUUUGGAUGUAAAAUCUGGCAUUUAUUCAUUAACAGCUGUUCCAGUUCGAAAUCAACAAUGGAAAGGCUGGCCAAGUUCAGUAAAAAAUGAUAAUGUUAUGUUAGCUCAGAGUGGAAUUUCUUAUCCAGAACAUGAUCUGUCUGUUAAUGAAAUCCCCAUAAAAAAAGAAAGAAAGGAAGUUAUAGACCUAGUUGAGAGUGACAGUUCUAUAGAUGAAGAUGAUAUAGAAGAUGAUGUUUUUGUAGAUAAUGUCAGAUCCACAAAAACUCAACGUCUUAUGCCAGAAAAUGUAACAGAUGAAACAAUAGGUACAAUACAUUUUGCAGAAGAAUUUAAAAAACGGUAUGGGCCAGCACAUCCAAAAUUUUUUACUGGUACAUUUGAAGAUGCCGUUAAAGAAUCAUGUUUAAAGCCUGCGAAAGAGAGAAAAUUGUUAGCUGUAUAUUUGCAUCAUGAUAAUAGCGUAUUAGCAAAUGUAUUUUGCACACAGUUAUUAAGUUGUGAAGCAGUACUCCAAGUUCUUUCAGCAAAUUUCAUUGUAUGGGGUUGGGAUAUUACAUUUGAAUCCAAUAAGCAAAAAUUUCUUUCAUCUGUAAAACAAUCAUUAGGAUCAUUUGCAACAUUAGCUAUGGAAAAUAUAGAUGUUGAUACUUUACCUGCUCUUGUAAUUAUAAUGAGAGCUAGAUCAAUUACAGAAAUGUUUACAGUAAUACAUGCCAAUGUCGGAGUAAAUGAACUAUUAACUAAUUUAAUUCACGUUGUUGAAGUAUUUCAGGAACAAAGACGUACCGAUAUUGGUGUUGAAGAAGAAAGACAAGCUAGAGAAAGAGUAAAACAAGAGCAAGAUAGAGCAUAUCAAGAAAGUUUAGCUGCAGACAGAGCGAAAGAAGAAGCGAAACAAAUGCAAGAAGAGCUAGAAAAGCAACGAAAAGAACAAGCAGAAAAUGAAAGGUUGGCCGAAGAAGCGAGAAAAGAAGCUCAUAGACAAGCAGUAGAAUCAAGUUUACCUCCUGAACCACAACAAAGUACUGGUGAUGGAGUGCUAAAAGUACGAGUGCGGCUCCCAGCUGGGAAAUUUUUGGAACGUAGAUUUCAAUCUGAUACACCAUUACAAACGCUUCUUAACUUCCUUAUUGUGGAAGGUUACCCAACAGAAGAAUACAAAGUUCUAUGUAGUUGGCCUCGAAGGGAUGUAAGUAGAUGAUUUAACUUCUAUGGAUUCGAAAUUAACUCUUAUGGAUCUAAAAUUCUGUCCUCAAGAAACAGUAAUUUUAGAAGAACGAUAAGUAACUUGUUGUAAUUAAAUUAAAAUGUAGAAGUUAAACAUUGCAAUAUUCUGAAAGUGUUAUUUAUUUAACAAGUUUUGAAUAGUUAUCAGUUAGUAUGAGUUCAGUUUAUUGUGUAACUACAUUUUUAUGCUGUAUUUUUUCGUACUAUUCAUUCGUACGACAAAUGUAGUCUUAUAUUAUAAAAAAAAGGUUCUUUCCAUGCA